AUGGCCACGGCCGCGCCGCUGCGCAGCCUGGAGGAGGAGGUGGCCUGCUCCAUCUGCCUGGACCGCCUGCGGGACCCGGCGGCCAUCGACUGCGGCCACGUCUUCUGCCGCAGCUGCGCCGCCGACGUCCGCCCCGCCCCGGGGGGCCGCCCCGUCUGCCCGCUCUGCAAGAAGCCCUUCAGGAAGGAGGACAUGCGCCCCGUGUGGCAGCUGGCCAGCCUGGUGGAGAGCAUCGAGCGGCUGAGGGUGGACAGGGGCAGGCAGCGGGGGGACGCGGCGCGGGAGCAGCGGGACGCGAGGCUGUGUGAGCGGCACGGGGAGAAGCUGCACUAUUUCUGCGAGGACGACGGGCAGCUCCUGUGCGUGCUGUGCCGGGAGUCCCGGGAGCACCGGCCGCACGGGGCCGUGCUGCUGGAGAAGGCCGCCCAGCCCCGCAGGGAGAAAAUCCUGAACCACCUGAGUAUUCUAAGGAGAGACAGAGACAAAAUUCAGGGCUGCCAGGCGAAGGGAGAAGCUGAUAUCCUGGCUGCGCUGCAGAAGCUCCGGGAGCAGAGGCAGCACGUCGUGGCCGCGUUUGCGCAGGGCCACCAGUUCCUUCGGGAGCGGGAGCAGCACCUGUUGGACCAGCUGGCCAGGCUGGAGCAGGAGCUCGCCGAGGGCAGGGAGAAGUGCCAGGCUAGGGGCAGCGGGGAGCUGGCCCGGCUGGCGCUGGUCAUCUCCGAGCUGGAGGGCAAGGCCCAGCAGCCGGCUGCAGAGCUCAUGCAGGACGCCAGGGACUUCCUGAGCAGGUACCCGCGGAAGAAGUUCUGGCUCGGAAAACCCAUUGCUCGGGUGGUGAAGAAAAGGACGGGAGAAUUCUCAGAUAAACUCGUGUCUCUGCAGCGAGGCCUGCGAGAAUUCCAGGGGAAGCUGCUGAGAGACCUGGAAUAUAAGACCGUGAGCGUCACCCUGGACCCGCAGUCCGCCAGCGGGAGCCUGCUGCUGUCGGAGGACUGCAAGUGUGUGGCCUACAACAGCGGCCUGUACCGCUGCGCCUACCUGCACCCCCAGCGGUUUGACUGCGAGCCGGCCGUGCUGGGCAGCAAGGGCUUCACCUGGGGCAGGGUCUACUGGGAAGUGGAGGUGGAGCGGGAGGGCUGGUCCGAGGAUGAAGAGGAUGGGGACGAGGAGGAAGAGGGGGAGGAGGGGGAAGAGGAGGAGGAAGAGGCUGGCUAUGGAUACGACAACUGGGAAACAGAUGAGGAUGAGGAAUCGCUGGGGGAAGAAGAAGAGGAAGAGGAGGAAGAGGAGGAAGUUCUGGAAAGCUGCAUGGUGGGCGUGGCCAGAGACUCUGUGAGGAGGAAGGGAGACCUCUCCCUGCGGCCGGAGGACGGGGUGUGGGCGCUGCGCCUCUCCUCCGCUGGCAUCUGGGCCAACACGGACCCUGAGGCCGAGCUCUUCCCGGCAGCGCGGCCCCGCAGAGUGGGCAUCGCCCUGGACUACGAGGGGGGCACUGUGACCUUCACCAACGCCGAGUCGCAGGAGCUGCUGCACACCUUCACGGCCACCUUCACCCGGCGCCUGGUCCCCUUCCUGUGGCUCAAGUGGCCCGGAACACGCCUCCUGCUGAGACCUUGA
Molecule: messenger RNA, 1617 nt
Organism: Pipistrellus nathusii (Nathusius's pipistrelle)
Lineage: Eukaryota; Metazoa; Chordata; Mammalia; Chiroptera; Vespertilionidae
Source: the annotation of a GenBank genome assembly